AUGAACCCUCGAACUCAAACCCCUCCUGCGCCGGGCGAGCGGUCCCGCAGCCCCAGCAUGGUGAUCCAUGUCGAACAAACCGUCACCGUCGAGACCGUCUACGAGGAGCCGCUCGCCGCCGACUCGACUGCCCGUCCCUUUGGCGACAACAGCAAUUUCUACCAAGCCACCGUCUCUGCUGCCUCGCAACUUGCCCGGGCCCUCUUCUCUGCGCCAACCCCCCAGAGCCACCACAUCCACGAACACGACGAUGACAGCAACUUGCCUCUGACCCGUCCUCAAACCCGCAAAUGGAUCUGCACGGCAGUGCUCCUAGCCAUGGCCAAUCUCAUAACAUAUGCGGUCGACAGUAUGAUGAGCGUGUUGGCUCCCACAAUCGCAUAUGAUAUCGACGUUCAGGGCUUUCAGUGGCUCCUUGCAGGCCCUGCAAUCGGUGCGGCAGCGACGGUUCUGGCAGCCGGCCAGCUCUAUGCGGUUCUUCCGUUCAAGGCGGUUUACACCCUCUUCGUGGUUCUGCUCCUUCUCGGUAUCAUGUCACCUGGCUUCGCCUCAUACAUGACUUUCCUCUUCUACACACGCGUUCUCGUCGGCGUCGGUCUGGCCGGACAACAACUCGGUGCCCUCAUCUUUCUCGGACACAACGGUCAGUUCGUCGACAAAGUGCGGCGCGAUUUCUACAUCAGCAUCAGCACCGCGCUGGGCUUCAUCAUCGGUCCCAUCUUGGGAGCCCUCUUCUCACACCGACACAAGCUGUGGGGUUGGGGCUUCUACGCAGCUGCCAUGCUCCUGGCCCUCGUUCAGAUCGUGCUCAUCUACCUGCUGCCAAACAAGUUUGACAUGGACCAGAAUGCACUGUGGAACGUUGGAGACAUUCUUGCCUGGGGCAGCUGGAGGGUGGUUGUACGCAUCGACUUCCUGGGCUGUGUACUCAGCUUCUUUGGCAUCCUCACGCUCCUCAUCUCCUUCAAUCUCGCCGGUUCCUGGAUCGCCUGGUCGGACGCCUACCUGUACGUUCCGUUCGGAAUGGGUGGAAUACUCAUGCUUCUGCUCUGCAUCCAGCAGUACUUCCAAGUCUGCGCAUCGCGGUUGACCCUUCUCUUCCCAACCCGAUACCUCCGAUGCUUCAAGACCACCGCACUGUUCAUUCUAACCUUCCUCACUUCCGGCAUUUUCCAGGCUGUCUUCGCCUACUCGGCCCUGUACCAGCUCCUCACGCGUCCAGGCCCGUCGCCAAUCUCAACAGCAUUCUAUUUGUUGUUCAGCUUUACCGGUCCAUACCUGAUUCCCCUCAUCAUCGUACCGCUCUAUUUCGGUGGUGGGCUCAUCAAGAAAUAUCCGCGCGCGGCGAGCCUCAGUUUGUGGAGUGUCGUCAUAUCGGUGUUUCUGGUGACCGGCACACUGCUCCUCUUUCUCAACACACCUGCCCGACUCCCGCCGCAAGGGUUGCCGACAAUUGCGAAGCAAUUUGCCCUGGCCUGUAUUGGAUUCUGGUCGGCCGUCUCCCUGCCGCUGGCACAUCAGAUCUUGGAUGUCUUCCAGCCGAUUGAUCCUCCCAACCCGCGCCAGAAGCACCCUUACCACAACCGCUCCUUCGUUCUUUUCGCGACAUACCUCGGCGCCGCCGUGGCCUUGACAGUCACCGGCUCCAUGUUCAUGCACAUCGGUCCGCGCGCCACGCUUAGUCUGCUCCAUGAAUAUCAGGGCCAGCACCAACCCCACGGCAUCGCGGCUACGCCAGAGGAUGCUCGGAUUCUCAUGCUCGGCUACACUUUCAUCCUGCAAGGCGAGACACCAGCACUGUUCGCCGCCAGCAUUAGAGCCAUCGAGAACACUUUCGGAUCGAUUUUCGCCGUCCCGCUGGGCUUUGCCAUUCUCAUGCUCCUCCUCAGCCUGGGUUACUUGAUCGGCAAACUGUACCUGGACGGCUGGAAAUUGAAAACCCUCACUGAGAGCGGCGUGCCGGACGAUUGGCGCAAGGCCGUCGAACACCGCGGAAGGAGCCGUACACGAGUCGAGGCUGGAGGACGCGUGACCGAGUUGGAGGAGAGAGGCACCAGCAGCAGCGCGAAUUUCGGAACCGCCACUCGUACAACCCACGUCCGCGGCCCUUGCACUCCAACGCUGCCUUGA
This is a messenger RNA of Capronia epimyces CBS 606.96, 2130 nucleotides long. RefSeq lists its product as uncharacterized. Gene Ontology annotation, biological process: transmembrane transport. The coding region runs from base 1 to 2130 and encodes 709 amino acids. The record is from RefSeq and is a predicted model, not a curated record. The transcript has a single exon. Lineage: Eukaryota; Fungi; Ascomycota; Eurotiomycetes; Chaetothyriales; Herpotrichiellaceae. Gene Ontology annotation, molecular function: transmembrane transporter activity.